UCCAAACGCGCGGGUGUUUUUAAAAGAAAGACAAGAAAACAUGUAAACAUGGCAGCUGAAAAUAAUAACAGAACUGUUGCAGAUGAAGAUAAUGUCGGCGAAAGUAUCAGUUUUUCCCACGUCACCGCUGUAGCUACAGGAUGGAUGCUGGACUUCAUGUUUCUAAGUUUGUGUCGGCGUUUCAAGAAGGGCAAACGGGACGAAUUCAGUGAAACGCAUUCAGCUUUCCGGGCCAUUCAUCAGACUUCAUCUCUUAAGGUAAAUGAGAAAGCGAAGAUCUGUGCCUUCCUGGCAAGAGUCAUGGAUGGAAAGCUGCUGGAUGUCCAGUUUGAAGAUGAUGACUCUGUGAUGCCUCUGAUGUCAGCUGCCAAAAUCUGGUCGGACCUCGAGCACACUGUGUCAGACCAAAGUUUAUUUAAAAACAUUACCAUCCUUUUGGUUGUCCAGUCUGUUGCUGUCUGCUUGGAGAAGGGUCAAAGAUCUUCUGCCUCUUCUGCCCUCAGAUGGUUUGAGAAUAACCUUGAACUCCCGCAGGGUUUGGGAGUUAAGCUUUCAAAAAUAGUUGAACAGAGGGAGACUUACCACCCAUUCCUCAUGAGCUUCAGCUUCAGUCGCCUUCUGGAGACGGUGCAGUCCUACUUGGAUGCCUACUUGGAAAAGAAUCCCUCUGACUACCUUCUCAAGGCAGCUACAAAGAUGGUGCAGUCCUCACAGAAUGCUGGAGGUUUGGAGGAUGUGGAGUCUCAGAGCAGCUCUCUUUCAAAAAAGGCCAAUGAUGUCACAGAGGACAGAAAGAAAAGGGAGAGCAUCGUAUGUCGCAGACCAAAACGGAAACUGCUCUCAACCCGAAUUACUGACGUGUGGAAACCUGAUACAUGCAAGAAGCGUCGUGCUUCUCGACGAAUCUCCAGUAAUGAGUUAUCCCAGAUGACCUCAGAAAAUUCAGGGGGCACCUUAAAGGUACAAAAAAUAAGAAAACCCCCUCAAAAAUGGACCCCCCAGCUGGACAAGUACCUCAAGGAUGGUGUUAAGCGUCACGGGCAGGGGAAGUGGUCUCGUAUUUUAAUGGAUUAUGACUUUGAAGGACGCACUGGCACCAUGCUCAAAGACCGCUGGAGAGUUCUAAUGAGGGCACAUGAAGUGGGAUAAAGACAGGCAGAACUCCUCUAACUUGUAUAA
Messenger RNA from Archocentrus centrarchus (flier cichlid), 1179 nucleotides. RefSeq names its product telomeric repeat binding factor (NIMA-interacting) 1 (gene terf1). Gene Ontology annotation, cellular component: chromosome, telomeric region; nucleus; nuclear telomere cap complex. The transcript has 10 exons. Gene Ontology annotation, molecular function: protein homodimerization activity; telomerase activity; double-stranded telomeric DNA binding. Gene Ontology annotation, biological process: negative regulation of DNA replication; telomere maintenance via telomerase; negative regulation of telomeric D-loop disassembly. NCBI's taxonomy places the organism in Eukaryota, Metazoa, Chordata, Actinopteri, Cichliformes, Cichlidae. Bases 49 to 1149 code for a protein of 366 amino acids. The record is from RefSeq and is a predicted model, not a curated record.